Molecule: messenger RNA, 1728 nt
Organism: Lachancea nothofagi CBS 11611
Lineage: Eukaryota; Fungi; Ascomycota; Saccharomycetes; Saccharomycetales; Saccharomycetaceae
Source: the annotation of a GenBank genome assembly
AUGAGCAGUGCAUCUCCUGAUGUGGGACCCUCGCAGGACAUUUUUACGUCCAAGAGUGUGUCCGAGGACCAAGGUUCUCACAACUCUAACGUCAUGAACGCCCCAGAGCCCAAGGCCAACAGAGUCGACUCUCACGACGAGAUCGACGAAUUGAAGAAAGACGCCGAGGAACAACUCGCCAGCAAAAGUCAGAAGGAUUUCUUCUUCGUGUCUAUGUGCUGUGUCAUGGUUGCGUUCGGUGGUUUCGUUUUCGGUUGGGAUACCGGUACCAUUUCCGGUUUCGUUCAACAGACUGAUUUCGUGCGCAGAUUUGGUCAAAUCAACUCCAAAGGCGAACAUUAUUUGUCCAACGUCAGAACCGGUCUUAUGGUUUCUAUCUUCAACAUUGGUUGCGCCAUCGGUGGUAUCGUUCUAGGUAAGCUUGGUGAAGUUUACGGCCGUCGUCUCGGUUUGUCCAUUGUCGUUGUUAUCUACGCUGUCGGUAUCAUCAUUCAAAUUGCUACUAUUGACAAAUGGUACCAAUAUUUCAUUGGUAGAAUUAUUUCCGGUCUUGGUGUUGGUGCCAUCACCAUUUUGUCACCUAUGUUGAUUUCCGAAGUGGCUCCAAAGCACUUGAGAGGUACUCUAGUUUCUUGUUACCAAUUUAUGGUCACAGGUGGUAUUUUCUUGGGUUACUGUACUAACUACGGUACUAAGAACUACACCAACUCCGUUCAAUGGAGAGUUCCAUUGGGUCUAUGUUUCGCAUGGGCUCUUUUCAUGAUUGGCGGUAUGACUUUGGUUCCUGAGUCUCCUCGUUACUUGGUCGAAGUCGGCAAGCUCGAGGAAGCAAGACGUUCUUUGGCACGUGUCAACAAGGCUCAAUUGGAAGACGCUGUUGUUACAUUGGAAUUGGAAAACAUCGAAGCUAGUGUUGAAGCCGAAAAAAUGGCUGGUAAGGCUGGCUGGGGCGAAUUGGUCACCGGUAAGCCACAGAUGUUGAAGCGUACCAUUAACGGUAUUGUUAUCAUGUCUUUGCAACAAUUAACUGGUGACAACUACUUCUUCUACUAUGGUACUACUAUUUUCAAGGCUGUCGGUUUGACUGACUCUUUCCAGACUGCUAUUGUCUUCGGUGUCGUUAAUUUCUUUUGCACAUCCCUUUCUCUGUACACUGUCGACAAAUACGGUCGUCGUAACUGUUUGAUUUACGGUGCCAUUGGUAUGGUUGCUUGUUACGUCGUAUAUGCCUCAGUCGGUGUCACAAGACUGUAUCCCGAAGGUGCUAAGAACACGGAUGUUACCUCCCAGGGCGCUGGUAACUGUUUGAUUGUUUUCGCCUGUUUCUACAUUUUCUGUUUCGCUACCACCUGGGCUCCAAUUGCCUACGUGCUGAUCUCUGAAACUUACCCAUUGAGAGUCAAGGGUAAGGCCAUGUCGAUUGCUUCUGCUUCCAACUGGCUAUGGGGUUUCUUGAUCUCAUUCUUCACUCCAUUCAUCACAUCCGCCAUUAACUUCUACUACGGUUACGUCUUUAUGGGCUGCAUGGUGUUUGCCGUCUUUUACGUUUUCUUCUUUAUCCCAGAAACCAAGGGUCUAACUUUGGAAGAAGUCAACGAGAUGUACCAAGAAGGUAUCUCGCCAUGGAGAUCUUCCGCUUGGGUGCCAGCCUCUAGAAGAGGUGCUGACUACCACGCCGAAGAUUUGGAUGACGACAUGAACUUGCCAUGGUACAAGAGAUACUUCUAA